This is a messenger RNA of Babesia bovis T2Bo, 1816 nucleotides long. RefSeq names its product putative T-complex protein 1 delta subunit. Bases 190 to 1797 code for a protein of 535 amino acids. Gene Ontology annotation, molecular function: ATP binding; ATP-dependent protein folding chaperone; ATP hydrolysis activity. The record is from RefSeq and is a predicted model, not a curated record. Gene Ontology annotation, biological process: protein folding. Gene Ontology annotation, cellular component: chaperonin-containing T-complex. NCBI's taxonomy places the organism in Eukaryota, Apicomplexa, Aconoidasida, Piroplasmida, Babesiidae. The transcript has 3 exons.
AACACGCAAUUUUAUGUGUUAUUGGCUCGCUCGUUGUUAUAUAAACCGGGCGAUCAUUAGCACUGGGUAGUGUAAUAUACGCCACAGCGUUGUAUAGUGACGCUGAAGACACCAUACAGGAAUCCAGUUAAUAGCUGUUCUUGGACCACAAACUACAGCAUUUGUUGCAACACUGCUGUGUUUAAAUAAAUGGCAAAGGUCGCUACAGAAGCGGCAGCACCUGCCGCCAAAGGCGGUGUGUGGAACCGCAAUGAAAAGCAAACUGACGUUCGCAAACAGAACAUCGUAGCUGCACGUGCGGUGGCUGACAUGAUACGCACGUCCCUAGGACCCCGGGGCAUGGACAAGAUGAUCCAAGACGGUAAGACUGGAGUUACAGUCACUAACGACGGUGCCACUAUACUGAAGGAACUGAAGCUAGUACACCCAACAGCACGAAUGAUGGUGGAACUCAGUAAGUCACAAGAUGUGGAAGCGGGUGAUGGUACCACAUCGGUUAUUGUGGUCUGCGGAGCACUACUGGAAAUGGCAGAUAACCUGCUAAAUCAGGGUAUACACCCACAAACCGUGGCAAGCAGCUUCAAGCUGGCAGUAGACAAGUGUGAUGAAAUACUUGGCGAGAUAGCAAAGCCGAUAACACUGGAGGAUAAGGAUACACUGACCAAUAUCGCCGAAAUAUCGCUGCAUUCAAAGGUAGUAUCUACAAACGCAGCGCUGCUAGCACCAAUCGCUGUAGAAAGCGUCCUUGCAGUUAUGGACCACAAGGACUCAACCAACGUAGAUCUCAAGAAUAUACGCGUAGUCAAGAGUAUAGGAGGCACGGUUGAAGAUACCGAAAUGGUAAAUGGACUUGUGUUAACGCAGCAGAAGAUUGUACGAACUGCAAGCGGGCCCACAAGAAUCACUAAUGCUAAAGUGGGACUCAUCCAAUUCUGCCUGUCGCCACCCAAGACUGAUAUGGAAAAUACAGUAGUAGUCAAGGACUAUCAAUCAAUUGACCGUAUAAUGAGGGAAGAAAGGCUUAUAACAGCACGCAUGGUAAAGCAGAUAGCAGCCACGGGGUGUAAUGUGUUGUUAAUACAAAAGUCGAUACUCAGGGACGCAGUCACCGAUCUGUCACUGGACUACCUAGCUAAAGCUAAAAUCAUGGUAAUCAAGGAUAUCGAAAGGGACGAUAUUGAAUUUAUUACCAGGACUAUUGGAUGCGAGGAAGUUGCAAGUCUGGACCACUUCACCGCAGAUAAACUGGGUAACGCAGAACUGGUGGAGUCAGAAUAUGAAGGUGGCCAGCAAAUAGUGAAGAUAACUGGAGUGAAUAUGAAGAAAACGGCAUCGGUAUUAGUUAGAGCAUCGAAUUCAUUGAUGCUAGAUGAAGCGGAACGGUCAUUACACGAUGCACUGUGCGUGGUUAGGUGCCUAGUCAAGAAACGAGCUGUAGUAGCAGGUGGUGGCGCAACGGAAAUGGCACUGUCACAAAGAUUAGCCAAAUGGGCUAAGACACUAGACGGUGUCGAACAGGUAUGUGUAAAGGCGUUUGCAGAGGCCUUGGAAGUUAUCCCGUACACCCUAGCGGAAAAUGCAGGACUUAACCCAAUGAUGGUCAUCACCGAACUUAGAAAUAAACAUGUUGACGCACAGGGAGCGGGAUAUGGAAUUAAUUCAAAGAAGGGCAUUGUAGCAAACAUGAUGGAUGAUAACAUCAUACAACCAAUGCUAGUCACGCUGUCAGCAAUCAAGCUAGCAGCGGAAACCGUCAUGAUGAUCCUCAAGAUCGAUGAUAUCGUACUGUGCCGCUAAGUAGUGACAAAUAUUUAAU